CAACUUUCUUACAACACCGGAGGAAUAAACACCUCUCGUAGUUCACACAACACUCACCAACGUUUUCUCACAUUCUCUGUGAACCAUGGCACCAAGCACCACCACCAAUGGGUCCGGCAAGGACAGCAGCAUUGAUAUCAAGGCCCAAUGCCUCUGCAAGAAACACUCGUUCACCGCCACGGUGCCCUUGGCCUCCCUCCCACUCAAGGCCACGGCCUGCCACUGCGACUCGUGCCGGUACAACACUGGCGCUCUGUACAGUGCCGACGCUGACUGGCCCGGCGACCCGGCCGCGGUGCGCGAGUCGGGGCUCAGCGUGUACUACUUUUCGGACAACAUCAACGUCUUGUUCUGCGGACGGUGCGGGUCGACCAUGUUCUUUGAGCAGAAGGAGCCUGGAAAGGUGGAGACGUCGUAUGCCGUCUGCACGGGGGCGCUGCCGAAUGUAGAGCUCCCCGGCGGUGGUCCGCUUGUGACGAUCGAACACCACAUGUUUCUGGAUGACACGAAGGACGGUGGAGCUUCGCCGUGGCUAAGGAAUACCGAUUACGACGUGGAAAACGGGUGUUACAAAGCUGCUCGCCGCUGGCACGGACGGAGGUUCAAGAGCGAUGAGAUCCUUGAAGGAGACGACUGGCCGUCUCUCAAAGACCUUUCCGUCAUGACUGGCGGUGCAGCAGCACAAACUCAUGCGAGCGAUUCACAGGAACUGGGCGACAUUACAAUUCCAGUCAAAUGCAGGUGCGGCGGCGUCCACGUGGAGCUGCUCGCCUCGGUGGCGAGGAAAGAGUUUUCGCAGAUGCCGCGGGACCAGCUACCACGCUUCGUCGAUCCGGACAACAACAAGUCCAUCGCGUCGUUCGACGUGUGCGACUCGUGCCGGACAGUCUCGGGCUUGGACAUCUUCCACUGGACCUUCUUCUGGCUGAAGCACAUCCGCUUUCCGCAGGACGCCGCCAGCUCGUCGCGACCGGUAUUCCCCGAGUCGACCGCGGCGCUGAAGAAGGCGGUGCUGCAGAACGAAGAGGAGAGAGAUCCUGGGCUCGGCGCGCUUAGGAUGUACGAGAGCUCUCCAGAUGUGCAGCGCUACUUCUGUGGAGGCUGCUCGGCCGUGGUGUUUUAUGCGGUUGACGAUCUAGCUAACCAGGUUGAUGUUGCUCUUGGUCUUCUCCGUGCGCCGCCAGUGGGCAAGAACACUACUGAUGGCAGUGACGUCCACGGCGGUGCCCGUGCCGAGCAUCUCCUCAGCUGGAAGUUUGGCGGCUCCAUGGGCUGGCAGCAGGAUGUACAAGGAGGAUGGAGAGACGGCCUGGUAAAGAUUGUGACUGAUGACGUGACUGCGUGGAGGGACAAACGAGGGUUGGCAAAGAACUGGCGGGUCUGAAAUGACGAGAAGGCGGCUGUGGAGGGGGCAAAGAGCGGUUGAGAUGACGCAUUCUGGGCACGGAGAGAUGGUCGUUGGCUUACCAGGCUUGCCCACUCACGAGAGCGCUGCUGGCCAGGAUCACAUGAAUAAAGAGACGGAUGUGAUGAAGAGCAGAAUGAACCUUGACCCCGGAGGGGGGCGCGGUAGCCAGUCAGCCAUUGAAUCUAAGCACUCGUUGUACGUACACGUUCA
Molecule: messenger RNA, 1618 nt
Organism: Microdochium trichocladiopsis
Lineage: Eukaryota; Fungi; Ascomycota; Sordariomycetes; Xylariales; Microdochiaceae
Exons: 1
Coding region: 86-1384 (432 amino acids)
Molecular function (GO): carbon-sulfur lyase activity
Source: RefSeq, a predicted model, not a curated record